AUGAUUCCUAUCACUUUGUGUUUUCUUGCUAUCGUACGACUAUGUACUGCGACUGUUGUUGUAGAGCUUUACCAAUAUAAUUCGUCAAAUCCAACGAAAAUUAAUAAUGUGGAGGAUGGCUCAAAACUUUACAUUGCUGCCUCAGACAAGGCUGUCAUCUUAAGCAGAAUCACAUUAUCAUCGAAUGGGAUUACUACAACCUUGCAACAAAUUCUGAAUAAUUUUGAUGACGAUGGUUACAGCACUGGGUUACCGGUUAACAGUGAUAUCACAAUUGCAACUACCAAUACUCAAGAUGUAACUGAAAACUUGAGUGGAAUACUAUUCAUCUCAAAUCCAGCUAUGGCAAAGGAUCCCAACUUUUUGGUUUAUGUAGUGUCCGAUCAAGUUAAAACUAUCGACCGAUCAGCUAACAAUGAAACAACGCUUGUUCUUUUGAAUAAGCGAGUAGAGCCAGAUCAGAACUAUAAGCCAUUUUAUAACUCAAGAUUAGACAGUUUCGUACAGCCAGCGACGUCAACUUUCUUUAUGUAUCGUGGAGUACCUGGAGAUGGGUACAGUGAUCCAACCUAUCAAGAGACUACUAAGAGAAUGAUUUUUCGAAACCCAGUAAGGAUGAUUCCAUCUGUGAAAACGCCAGACACCAUAUUCAUCAAUAAUAUUGAACCAAUCCAAUUCUCACUGCGUUCCUUUUAUGUUCGAGCCCUGGGCAGUAUCAAAUUCAACAUAUCUCAAGAGUGGAAUGAUAUGACAACUUAUCAGACCACAAGCGAAACGACAACUGGAUAUACUAUGAGUCAGCGUGUCAGUGAUAACGCCACUAUCAACUUCAAUAACACUCCUAAUCAUGAUGGCAUUUCUGGAUUCAUGAUCACCACAUCAGAUAUGAGUUCCAAUAUGACUGUGACUAGUUGCAAUGGCAUAGAUUGCAAAGUUGAAGUAUUCUCCAAAGAUAUGCCAGUUUAUGCUGACUUUUUCCAAAACUAUCGAAACGACACUGUCAUGUACAUGGAUCAUGCGAAAACCGAUUUUGGAUUCUACUACUUGCAAUACUACCGAAUAGAAGGAAAUGUGAGCUCUCCGACUACAGUAACUUCAACAACAGUACAAACUCCAGAAACCACAACAAAGUCAUCUCUUCAACUUUUGAAUUUCACCUUUAUCUUAAUUGUAUUCUUCGAGUUUUUGCUAGUAUAA
Molecule: messenger RNA, 1197 nt
Organism: Caenorhabditis briggsae
Lineage: Eukaryota; Metazoa; Nematoda; Chromadorea; Rhabditida; Rhabditidae
Exons: 6
Coding region: 1-1197 (398 amino acids)
Biological process (GO): innate immune response
Cellular component (GO): membrane raft
Source: RefSeq, a predicted model, not a curated record